AUGAGUCAGCUGGGGAUUCUGGUGUCCUUGUACGCAGGAGAAAACACUGACGCCAACCCGUUUGCCGAGUACAUGUGGAUGGAGAACGAGGAGGAGUAUAACAGACAGGUGGAGGAGCUGCUGGAGCGGGAGUUCUUGGAGCGCUGCUUCCAGGAAAUGCUGGAGGAGGAGGACCAGGACUGGUUCAUCCCUUCACGUGAUCUCAACAACCAGGGGGUGGGGCAGCACCAGCAGCAGCUCAACGGCCUGUCGGCCAACGAUCACCACAGCAGCCUGGAGGAGGUGGCGAGGAGGAGCAUCUUGAAUCCUGAAGCAAAGGAGUUCAUCCCGGGAGGGAUAAUGUUGUGGCCAAUGUGUUGUGCUCUGCAUCAGGCUAUGGCGAUGGCUUUGGCCACUACCCUCUACUUUGGUUGGGACAUCUGA
Molecule: messenger RNA, 423 nt
Organism: Cololabis saira (Pacific saury)
Lineage: Eukaryota; Metazoa; Chordata; Actinopteri; Beloniformes; Belonidae
Product: polyadenylate-binding protein-interacting protein 2B-like
Exons: 2
Coding region: 1-423 (140 amino acids)
Biological process (GO): negative regulation of translational initiation
Cellular component (GO): cytoplasm
Molecular function (GO): mRNA regulatory element binding translation repressor activity
Source: RefSeq, a predicted model, not a curated record